Messenger RNA from Sciurus carolinensis (gray squirrel), 7275 nucleotides. RefSeq names its product RALBP1 associated Eps domain containing 2 (gene Reps2). Gene Ontology annotation, molecular function: calcium ion binding; protein binding. Lineage: Eukaryota; Metazoa; Chordata; Mammalia; Rodentia; Sciuridae. Gene Ontology annotation, biological process: endocytosis; endosomal transport. Gene Ontology annotation, cellular component: cytoplasm; plasma membrane. The record is from RefSeq and is a predicted model, not a curated record. The transcript has 18 exons. Bases 130 to 2076 code for a protein of 648 amino acids.
AGCGGCCGCGCGGCAGCUGCGGGGCGUGGGGGCGGCGGCGGCCGAGGCCGAGGCGGCGGCGGUGGUGGUGGCAGUGGCAGCACCACCUCAGUUGGUGACAGUGCUCCGCCAGGUCCCCUUGAAGGCCCCAUGGAGACGGCGGCAGGCGGAGGCUGCGGCUCUGGGCCGCCGCUGCUGCUGAGCGAGGGCGAGCAGCAGUGUUACUCCGAGCUUUUCGCCCGGUGCGCGGGCGCUGCGAGUGGGGGCGCGGGUCCCGGGCCCCCUGAGGCCGCCAGGGUCUCCCUCGGCGCGGCCACUGCGGCCGCUGGUCCAGUGGCCGACCUGUUUCGGGCAUCGCAGCUCCCUGCCGAAACGCUGCACCAGAUCACAGAACUGUGUGGUGCAAAGCGGGUUGGUUAUUUUGGUCCCACACAGUUUUAUGUCGCCCUGAAAUUAAUUGCUGCAGCGCAGUCUGGCCUGCCUGUGCGGAUAGAAAGUAUUAAAUGUGAACUGCCUCUGCCUCGCUUUAUGAUGUCAAAGAACGAUGGCGAGAUACGAUUUGGGAACCCAGCUGAGCUGCAUGGGACUAAGGUUCAGAUUCCAUAUUUAACCACGGAGAAAAAUUCCUUCAAAAGAAUGGACGAUGAGGAUAAACAGCAGGAAGCACAGUCUCCCACGAUGUCACCCCUCGCCUCCCCUCCUUCUUCCCCGCCUCAUUAUCAGAGGGUGCCCUUGAGCCAUGGCUACAGCAAACUGCGGAGCGGCACAGAACAGAUGCAUCCAGCUCCUUAUGAAGCUAGACAGCCACUUGUCCAGCCAGAGGGACCCUCGUCUGGGGGUCCAGGAGCCAAACCCCUUCGGCAUCAGGCUUCCCUUAUCCGGUCCUUUUCAGUGGAGAGAGAACUGCAGGAUAACAACAGUAAUUACCCAGAUGAACCCUGGAGGAUAACAGAAGAACAGCGGGAGUACUAUGUCAAUCAGUUCCGAUCCCUUCAGCCGGACCCAAGUUCCUUCAUUUCAGGUUCUGUGGCCAAGAACUUCUUCACCAAAUCAAAGCUUUCCAUCCCAGAACUCUCUUAUAUAUGGGAACUUAGUGAUGCUGACUGCGAUGGAGCCCUGACUCUGCCUGAGUUCUGUGCUGCGUUUCAUCUCAUUGUGGCUCGAAAGAACGGCUACCCACUACCUGAGGGCCUGCCUCCAACUUUGCAACCCGAGUACCUGCAAGCAGCUUUUCCUAAGCCCAAGUGGGACUGUGCAUUAUUUGAGUCUUAUUCUGAAUCAAUGUCAGCAAACCAACAACCACGUGACUUGAAUCGGAUGGAGAAGACAUCUGUUAAAGAUGUGGCUGAUUUUCCUGUUCCUACCCAAGAUGUGACUGGUGAUGACAAACAAGCCUUGAAAAAUACUAUCAAUGAAGACUUACCAAAGGACGUGUCUGAGGAUUCAGCAACUCCUAAGGAUUCCAACAGUCUCAAAGCAAGACCAAGAUCCAGAUCUUACUCUAGCACCUCCAUAGAAGAGGCCAUGAAAAGGGGCGAGGACCCUCCCACCCCGCCACCGCGGCCACAGAAAACCCAUUCCAGAGCCUCCUCCUUGGAUCUGAAUAAAGUCUUCCAGCCCACUGUGCCAGCUACUAAAUCAGGAUUGUUGCCCCCACCACCUGCACUCCCACCAAGGCCUUGUCCAUCACAGUCUGAACAAGUAUCCGAGACUGAGUUACUCCCACAGCUGAACAGAGUCCCUUCCCAGGCUGCAGAAUGUAGUCCAGCAAAGAAGGAUGUAUCAUAUUCUCAGCCCCCAUCAAAGCCCAUUCGUCGGAAAUUCAGACCUGAAAAUCAAUCUACAGAAAACCAAGAGCCUUCUACUGCUGCAGGUGGGCCAACUUCUGUAGCAACUGUGAAACCCCAUCCAACAGUCCAAAAGCAGUCUUCCAAACAGAAGAAGGCCAUUCAAACAGCUAUCCGCAAAAAUAAGGAGGCCAAUGCAGUACUGGCUCGGUUGAACAGUGAACUCCAACAGCAGCUUAAGGAGGUUCAUCAGGAACGAAUUGCAUUGGAAAACCAAUUGGAACAACUUCGUCCAGUCACUGUGUUGUGACCUCCAUGUUUCAAGUGACAGUGGGUGACCUUGUCUGCCAAGAUCUUUCUUUUGAAUGUUUGAGCCUAACUACUUGUCAUAGAUAUCUGACUGUGUCAAAAGGUGUGAGCAGCAGAAUAUAAUCCAUAUGACCUUUUCUCUUGCACUUCACUUGUGUAUUUUACUGUGGUGGAAAAAAUACUUCAACUGAUUAUCACACUUGAAAUUGUAAUUAUCAGUGAAAUUUAUUUCCCAUUCUUAAGUAAUUUGUCAAGUUAUUAGAUGCUGCUACUUACCAAAAAUCAGUCUUUUAGCAAAUAAUUUAGAGCAUUAUUUAUUUAAAGAAUUUAUGAUUUGUAUAAACCUUAUAACCAAGUACCUUCAUGAUGCCUGUUUUAUUUUUAUAUGUAUAUCACAUGCAGUAGGUUGGUUUCCUGAAUAAUUGGGAUUCCAAGUGGAUACUCUUUGGCAUGAUGAUAAUAAAAACAAAAGCUAAGAUAAAACAAAAGCAUCAGAUUUAGACUGGCGCUAUGCCCUCCACCACUAUAUGCCAAAAAUUGCUUGUCUAGUGCCAUUUUGAUGUUAUAUCUAGCUAUAAAUAAUACAUGACUAUUGUUCUCUAUUGAAUGUCAAAGACUUAUUGGGUCUUUACACCUCUGUGAAGUGGAGAUUUUGGCAAUGAGCUAUUUAACUUGGCCGAUCUGGGCUGUCAACUCAGAUAACUCAGUCCUUUCAUGUAAAUUCUGGGCAAGAGCAAUCUACUUUAACUGCCUCGCCCUAUCAAAUUAAAUAAAUAGUUGCCAGAUCUCUACUUUUAUCCUGCAUGGGACAGCAUAUCUGUAAAUGCAUGAGUUUGGAAACCACCCAUCAAGUAUGAAAAGCCAGAUUGAUAAACAUUUGUUGUUUGAACCCAGGUAUCCAGACUGGGGAGGAAAGAAAAAGGUUACCAAUAACCCAGUAAUCUCUGGUAGUUAUUUUUGUAUUUAUUUGAACCUGGAUCAUGAAAGUAUUGGAUAUGAAGAAGUAAUGAAAGAAAGUAGUCCUCACACUGGCUAUGACUAUUUGGUUCUUUGUGAAGUGUACCCUUGAAAAGUAAUUGGUUUAUAUUCAGUUAAGAGGAGCUCAUUUGACUCCAGGGUAGGUGGUAUGUGUAAAUAGAAGCUCAAAUUGCAGAAGCCAGUAUGCUAGAGAAAGUUAGGUAGCUACUAGUUCUUCUAAAAGGCCAAGUUGACAGUGGGGAUUGACCAACCCCUCAGGGUCCCAGACCCUCACAGGGUUUGCCAAUUUCACCCACUUUGAGAGACUUAUAUAAUAAGACAUAAUGUCUCUUGUGCAUUUUGCUAAUUUACUCAAUUUUUGGAUAGUGGGAUAGGGUGUUCCUGGGAUCCUUUUUGAAAUGGUUUUGGAUAGGUUUGCUACAUUGGGAUUAAGCCAUUGAUUUCAACAGAGCUGAGAACUUUUAGAAAAAGUAGGCAUUUAUCUAAUACUUCCUUGUUCCACUGGCAAGCUUUAUCAAUAGCUUAACAGCAGAAGAGAAAUGCUCAAACAGAUGAUGUUUUUCCAAAGAAAAAGAAAUUGUUGAAUCUAUUCCAUGCAUAUUUAAGGAUUUUGAAGUGAUUCAAUUUUGAAAGUCCUGAAACUUGAACUCUUUCUCUAUUUCCUUUUUUUCCUUUUGGCUGCCUUUUUGGUUCUUGUGGGGAAGGGUUGGAAGUGAGUUUAAAUCCUUCCUAAGAUUAUGAAUGGGUCAGUGCAAAUUUUUGGUAACUUGUUUCUCCAUGUGUGGAGAUCUGGGGGCUGCAGCAAAUUUUAUCAACAGUGUUCUUAUUGCACAUGUUUCAUAGCACGUUUGGCUUUUGGUACAUUCAAUCCAGGAAAGACUAGCAUAUGCACUUUAUCUCAUAAUCUUCCAGUACAUGUGCAGUCACUCAGGAUAGCACUUCAUAUCCACCAACCAGACAUAUAAACUAAGGAAUGUUAGUUUAUACUAUGCAUUUAAAAAAUAUUGACAUGCUGUUUCCCCCAUGAAAUCAUUGACAAAGUGAGCCAGAUUAGGAGGUUGGGGUUUUGUUUAGUUGGCUUGGUUUUCAUUAACGGAAAAAUCUUGCACUGUACAAUCAAAGUCCUCCAAGUUUCUCUCAUAUAUAAAAUUUGGGUGUACUGGGGAUCAAACCCAGGGCCUCAUGCAUACUAGGCAUGUGCUCUACCACUGAGCCACAUCCCCAGCCCAUCACCAAUAUUUUAAGAUAAGCAUUGCAUCAAAGCACACACCAGUGAUGUCUAUACCCUGUCUUCUUAGCUGGACUUAAUUUUGGUCACAAUUUUUAGUGCUUAGAAAUGAAUUUUUUAAAAAGAAUUAAAUAUUUGUGUGUGUAUAUACACACACACACACACACACACACACACACACUACUAUUAUCACCUAACUAGUGCUUAUCCUCUAUUUCUCUGUUUUCUUAGGAUGCACACUUUUAAUUUAGGGUUAUAAUUCCUGAUAAUGUUUCUGUGAGCUUUAUGUGAUUUUUAGAAAGUCUGACUUAUUGAAACCACCAUUAUACCUCUUGUAUACAACUGCCCCCAAAUUAGUCUAGCUUAUUGGGUAGAACUCUACAGACAGAAGGUUAAUGUUGCCCUCAUUUAUGGGGGCUUAAUUACCUUGUUGUUCAGUGGUCUUCCCCAGCAGGAUCCUCCAGUCUCACAGAUUAAAGCACAGUAGGAGCUGGUAGUGGACUUGUUGGGUCCCUCAGCAUAUCUUGUAUGUGGCAUAGUGCUUUUGCCACCUCUCUACGAGGCAGACCUGAAGCCAAACCAAACGGUAGCUAUCUGGAACAGAUGUGUAUGUUGUAAAUCAAGGCAGAUAUUUGCCUUAGUAACUUCUUUACAAAUAUUACAUAAGUGCUUGGGCCUAAUUGUGAGAGGAGUCAGCUUAGGUGGAAGCUGUGCCCACCUGUUUGUCACUGGAGAAUAGGAUGUCAGAUCUGGGCAGGACUGGUGCUCAUCUCUUGUGGUUUGCAUGUGGGGAAACCAAAGUCCUACAAACCAGCAGUUCCUGGCCCAAGAAUCCAUAGAAAGAGGUAGCUAAUGGUAGAGUUGGGAUGCCAGCCCUUUUAUGGAUUCCAAGUUAGGUCCUCUAUCCUCUGUCAAUAUUAAAAAAAAAUUAGGUUUUUUCCUAUUUACCAUGUUGAAUUUUAUUGAUUAAUUAAUCAUUAAAUAUGAAAACAUGUUUUCAAUCUACAAAUUUCUCUUGGAUUGAAAAAUAAAAUCUGAAAGAAAAGAAUAUUAUUGAACUGUUUGCUCUUCUGAACACCUCACCUUUCAUGAUGCAAUAAGUUACUCUGAAUUUCUUGGCAGAACUUUUGACAGCUGUUGAUUUGAAUGGAUUCCAUUCCCAUAUCCCUUCUGGGAGUUUGUUUUUUAAAAUAGACUACUGUGAUUGAAAUGAACUCAAUAUGUAGUAAGUUAUAGUUUUCUUCAAUAUAUCUUUGGUUACUUGGGUCUAAAAUGUUCAAUUUUAGCAUACUUCAGGGUGAGUGAUCAAAACCAUGGAUUUUUCCUUUGAUUUCUUACCAAUGUCUGAACUAUCAUAAAACGUUUCUCUCUUUAGAUGUGAUUUGAUUUUAUAGUCUGUUUCUAAAUAGUCGUCUGUUUCUUAAAUGAUUUCACAGCCACGGUAAUAAUAGAUGUGUACUUAGAUGAUCAAUAAGUUAAUAUCUGGAAUUAAUGUGUUUCUUGCAAUUUAGUCAGGCAUUCUUCUUCUAAGCAAUAGUUGGAAAGAUCUCAAUUGCAGUAUUAACACCUCAGAGCUCAAAGCAUUUGUUCCAUGCAAACUAGAAUUGCACAUUCUGACUAGAAAUCAUCAAGGAAAUGUGAUUUUAACAAUAUAAGAAUGCAAAUUUAACAUCUCAUAGCAACCACACCUUCCCAUAUUUUUGGCAAGUAGCCUCAUUAGGUUGUGGUUUGAACAUAAUGAAAGCAAACAAAAUGAAUUAACAGUUAAGAGAUCUUUUUUUCCCUCUAGUUAAAUAGAACACAAGUAACUUUGGUUUCUCUUUCCAACUGGUUUACUCUGUUUCAAGUGUACUCUUUUAAAACACUGAUUUCAAAGAUCAGUUGAAUUUUAUCCUUUAGUUACGGGUGUUUUGUUAUGGUUUUUGCAGCAUGACUCAGUGUGGUUCAAGUUCCUAGUGAGAGGUGGGGAUUUGGGUGUUUGAAAUCCUCAGUCUGUCUAUCUUGGUUAUUCUUCAGCCCUGGCUAAGGGAGACUGCUCACCAACACCGACAGAUCAGUCACUGGUGGCAGUUUGAAUUACUCCAUGGGCCACCUGCUUUGCUUGUUUGUGAGGAGAAAUGCAUCUAGUUAUGUGACCCUCCCAAGAGUAACACAAAGAGCAGCAGGCAGAGAGAGACAGACUCUAAAAGCAAUGCAAGCAGAUUCUAAGAGCUGCUACCCACCCCAGAGUAGGCUUUCCGAGGCUGUCUUGAAAAUAUUCCCAAAAAAGCCAAUGUGUUAGCAUGAGCUAGACAGCAUGGGUACAUAGUUGCUUUUAGGUCUGCAUAGUUAUUUCACAUGGAUACUAACAUAUAUGAUGGUAAAGGAAACUUUUUGAAGAAGUACUGCAGGGUUUCAAUUGCUAGGACUUGUUCUAGUUAUAGAAGCCAUGCUUUGCUGUCAACAAUUGGGGAACGCUCAUUUUUCAUGUCUUAUGAAUUUUUCUAUCUUAUUUUAAGCAAAUUUCAUGGCUGAGAGAGGUUGGAGAAAGUGGGUUCAUGAUUCUGAAGACUAGAGGAGAGUAGAUGUUAAAAUGACGUAAACUGGAAUUUAGGAACUACAGUAAGGAAACCUUGAGGUACUAGUUCCGUCCUAAAGCACUCUAUUGAAUAACAGGACUAGAUCCUAAAGUUCCUUCAGGGAGCUCUGCCCUGGUACUGAAUGUAAUAACCCCAUUGUAUUUAGCCUGGAUCAACUAAGUUGUUUUAUUUUUGUUGUAUGUUAACUUGUGCCAGUUUCAGCUGUACCCUUCUUGGGAACCAGGUAUAUUCUCUUCUUUAGCACUGCCAUUCUUUUUGUCUUCAGCACAAAUAAGAUAUUUAAGUGAGCCAGAGGCCAAAAGAGCCAUUUUAGUUUUCAUAGCUAUUGGCAAAGAGAGAAUGAGCUGAUGGUCUAUUUUAAUCUCGAAAGUAAAAAAAAAAAAAAAAAUGUAUAUUUUUUCACUUCAGGUACAUU